AUGCGUCUUGUGUUGCCAGGGAUGUGCCCUCGCCGGUUCGUUCUUGUGCCGCUCCCCAGAGGACUUCGCCGCCUGUCAGGGUUCGGCAGCGUCCUUGGAACAAGAACCGUGCCGCAUGAGCUCGUGAGGACUCUGCAGGCGGAGCUGAAUGAGGAGGAGCACCGAAGGCAGUGCGGCAUCGGAGAGACGCUGCGGAAUUGUGUUAGGCAAAGUGACUUGGACCACCUCGAGAGCCCGGAGGCCGACGCUGCCAACCUGCAUAAGCUGGACGCAAUGGUGCAAAGCCUCUUUAGCCGAAUACCUUUGCCUGAUGACCCGAUGAAGGCUGCCCUGGACCCCACAGAGGAGGAGUUGAAGAAGAACGAGGAGUGUGAGGUGCUAAAGGAGGCGGUGCGAGAGCAGUAUCGGCGCCAGAAGGCGUCCAAAGCUGCGGAAGAGGUCAGGUUAGCCAGAGCAAUGAAACGCUACGAGGUUGUGAGUGAAAAAGAGGCGACUUCCGACAUCACGGAGCACGUGGACACCCCUGAGGAGACGGUGGAUCUGCGCCAGCAAAUUGACGCCAUGAAACGCCAACUUGCGAAGCUUGAGCAGCUGCUGGACUCCAAGACCCGCCGUAGUCGCGAGUGA
This is a messenger RNA of Trypanosoma conorhini, 627 nucleotides long. RefSeq lists its product as uncharacterized. The transcript has a single exon. NCBI's taxonomy places the organism in Eukaryota, Euglenozoa, Kinetoplastea, Trypanosomatida, Trypanosomatidae. The coding region runs from base 1 to 627 and encodes 208 amino acids. The record is from RefSeq and is a predicted model, not a curated record.